This is a messenger RNA of Paraphaeosphaeria sporulosa, 1847 nucleotides long. RefSeq lists its product as uncharacterized. The record is from RefSeq and is a predicted model, not a curated record. Bases 208 to 1800 code for a protein of 530 amino acids. The transcript has 3 exons. Gene Ontology annotation, molecular function: DNA-binding transcription activator activity, RNA polymerase II-specific; zinc ion binding. Lineage: Eukaryota; Fungi; Ascomycota; Dothideomycetes; Pleosporales; Didymosphaeriaceae. Gene Ontology annotation, biological process: regulation of transcription by RNA polymerase II.
GUCGGAUUAGUACAUCUUUGCGAGAUGUCAGGACAGCUUACCUAAAGUACUUCAGUAGCCGCGUGCUGAAGCACUUUUUACCUUUAAGCUUAUUCAUUACGAGGUGGUGCCACAACACCGCAGACUCUCAAACCCAUUGCCCUGUCGCCUACCAUUUACCACCCCUAGGUCUUCGCUUACCGUGCGAAUCAUCAACGAGCGUGUACGAUGUCUGCUCGGACUACGGGGACGCGCAAAGCACACAGCAAGACGAGACUUGGCUGCUCGCAAUGCAAGCGGAGACGAAUCAAAUGCGACGGUGCUCAUCCGACAUGUUUUAACUGUGAGAAGCGAAGAGACCAAUGCAGCUUCGUUUUGCUUGCUCCUUCCACGCGAUUGACAGCCGGGUCGGCGUCUUCCGCAUCCACGAUCACAGCCAUCUCACCCUCAUCAAUACCUUCUCCUUCAUUUUCGACAUCCACCACAACCUCCGGAUCACGCAUAAGGCCAAAAUAUUUAUUACCAAAAAACCACCAUGACGUCGGCGUGCUCGGAAGUACCUACGUGCGCGAUGAUUCUAUAUCCUCGGACGUAUCCUUCAUAACACCCCCUUCUACUCCUCCACCUCUUAUGUCUCUUCCAGACCUCAUCAUACCAACUACAUUUCCAUCAAUAUCACCAUAUCUUCGCUUCAAUGACAUAUGGAGACCGACCCGAGACAUGCUACCGCCAGCUUUGCAAGGGAUUCUCUACCAUUACGAGUAUACCACGAGCCUCACACUCGCAGAUGAAGACCCUGCGAAAGCAGCCUGGCAAAACGUCGUGCCCGACCUCGCAGCAGACCAUAAGUUCCUCGUGAACAACAUACUAGCGGUCGCAUCGCUCCAUCUUGCAAGACUACACGGACGUGGGGACAAAAGGAUAGCGAUGAUAAAUUUGGCUGCUUCACAGAUGAACAAAGCAAUCCAAGGGUUUCGACCUCAACUAGAUAACAUUAACGCGGAAAACGCUGCAGCACUAUUUGCAAGUUCGACACUUACAGCGGUCUACUUUUUCUUUACCGCAACACAGGAGAUGGAAGGCAUAAGAUCAUGCGUGCUGCAGGGAACCAUUGUGCCACCACCAUAUGUGGUGGAUACGAUGCUUGCGGCCACUCUUCGAACGCUAUGGGGACUCCGAGGGCCAUGGUCAGUGCUGAUGCCCGGUUGGGAGCAUGUUAUUAAAGGCAGACUCAGCGUCAUUGCGAAUCGUCAAUGGUGGCCCAAAGACAGACGACCAAAGUCAGACAUGGCGCUGGAGGAGGACAGCCGCCUCGCUGAGAUAGAACAGCUGUGGAAAGGUCCGAACCAAUCAACUGAUGCCGACACAUUAUCCUCAGCAUUAUUCUACCUGAGAGAAACAUACUCGCUAGUCUCACAUCUAGUUGUUGCAGAGAAUGAGUAUCCGUUCCUAACAUCCGUGGACUACGCCUAUGGCGACAAGGGCGGUCAGAUUGUGCAGAUGAAGGACCGCGGGGCGAUCUUUGUGUGGGCGACGCGCAUUUCGAGAGAAUUCAUGAAACUGCUGGAGCAGAAGAACAAGUAUGCUUUGGUCAUUCUGGCUCACUACGCUGUCCUUGCUGGCAGAGUGCGAAACGUAUGGUGGCUGGAGGGUAUGGGUGCCAACUUCAUCGUCACCGUAGCGAUGGCAUUAGGCAGAGAAAACUGGCAUCUCAUCGACUGGCCAGUGCAAGCUGUGGGUGUCGACCUGGAGAACGCGUUCACGGCGCAACUUGACCUUCUUGAGGGUGCAGCGGGCGAAAUGGCGAUGGAGGUUGUAUGACGCCCAGGUAUGGAAUAGAUAUUAAGUCCGUGAAAGGGUCAGACUCA